AUGAGUUCCUGGCUACCGGAGUUCGAUGGCCCUCGGAAAGAGAUCGACUAUGAGAACGAGAACAUACCAUAUCUCAAGCGCCAGGAAAGGAUUGGAAAAGACGAUGACUGGAAAGAGGUUUUUCUAGUUGACCCGGAUGACAACGACAGUUUUCAGUUCCCGGUCGAACAGUGCAAAAACUUUUUGGACGGCACGACUGGAAUUUCCAUUCGACCUGAUGAUGCAGAAGAUGGGAGCACUCCAUAUUAUAAUGCGUGGCUGGACGACCGCAGCCGUGAGGGUGGCGCAAGAGUGUAUCGCAAUCCCUUCACAGCAGAGGAGCUCAAAAAGAAACUAUUAAAGUCGCGAUAUCGACCUAAAACGCCCGGCACAUGGGCUCAAGUCUUCAAAGCUGUGGUGCGAGCAAAUGCUUCAGCGCUUGAUAGAUCUGUCGCUGCAAAUCACGCGAGUGAUCUGGAGACUAUGAAUACAAACACCGUGGUUCGGGCCUCGACGGGAGCGUCGUUCGCGACCUGUCUGCAGCCGGUUGGUGAAACGAUACCGAAUGUGCGCCACCUUGCACGUACCUGGAGGGUAGGUUUGAGAUGGGGAUCAACGCUAGACAACGAGCCAGAUGCAGCAAGGCGGUUGCUAUUCAUCACGGACUUGGAUUCGGAAACCGCCACUGUUCUUAUGCAAACUGCAUCAAACCAUCAAACCAGGCCUCUCCGUCACGCUCUUCUCGACCACAUUACUAGCAACGAUGCUCACAUCAGUGUGAAGGUCCCAUCAAAAUCUCCUUCUACCUUUGAACUGGCAUUCAACAUACCGUUCUAUGCCUGGAGAGACACUUACCGCGAAGACCAUCGCAAAUGGGCACACAGUAGACAACCGUUGCGAGAGACAGUGGAUGUGUCCUUUCUCAAUCAGCAUCAUGGAGAAGUCCUCUGCAAAGCGGUACUUACGGCUAUGAUUUCCGGGUCUGACAUUGAGCAUUGGACUGCCUACCUCUUCGCCGAUACCUACUUUGAUGCCCAAGAUGCCGGCAGAGAAACCGUGCUCGAGUACCGGAAGGAUAAGGAGUCUGAGGAGGGAAUGAACGCAGACCCUUUGACCUACGGCGAAAUCGAUGCUGAUCUUCCAUUCUGGGACCCAAGAAAAUACUUCUUGAUCAUGGCCAGAUACAGACUUCAGCAAGUAGCCAAAGAAUGGACUCAGGUGGUGGCGAGAUUCGGCACAAGCUUUGCUGACUUCCAGAAGUCACACGGCGGCUUCUUGUCACAACCGACGCAUUGCCGAGACCACCGCGACCAGCUUCAGCGUAACUAUGACUGGGUCAUGCGAACGAACGGGAUAUCAAAGGACUUGGAGGAGACGUUGGCGGCGACGGUGGAUGCAAUUGCAGCCAUGCUCAAACAUGCUGCUUUCUUCGGAGAAGAGACGGGCCUAUUGUCUGAGAUCGAAGCCCUCUUUGAUCUUUUUAAGCGACAGCAGAAGAAGAUUGAACGACUUUGUGUCAAGUGCAAAGCACUUUCUCAGAAGGUAAGGCAAGCCUCUCUCGCUGUCCGGGAAACUACUUGCGGGCUCACUCAUUGCUAA
Messenger RNA from Fonsecaea pedrosoi CBS 271.37, 1578 nucleotides. RefSeq lists its product as uncharacterized. The record is from RefSeq and is a predicted model, not a curated record. Bases 1 to 1578 code for a protein of 525 amino acids. The transcript has 5 exons. Lineage: Eukaryota; Fungi; Ascomycota; Eurotiomycetes; Chaetothyriales; Herpotrichiellaceae.